Messenger RNA from Diospyros lotus (date-plum), 1062 nucleotides. RefSeq lists its product as uncharacterized. The coding region runs from base 1 to 1062 and encodes 353 amino acids. The record is from RefSeq and is a predicted model, not a curated record. The transcript has 2 exons. NCBI's taxonomy places the organism in Eukaryota, Viridiplantae, Streptophyta, Magnoliopsida, Ericales, Ebenaceae.
AUGACUUCAGAUGAUAUCUCUUUUACUGAGAAUGAUUUCAGGGACGUUCAUUGGCUGCAAAAUGAUACCCUAGUGGUCCGAGCUAGGAUUGGCAACAUGAAGGUGCGAAGGGUCAUGGUGGACACAGGCAGCUCGAUAAACGUCAUGUACAAGGGACCUUUUGACCAGAUGAGACUAGGGGCAAACCAGCUGAUAGCCUCUUUAGAGCCGUUGUAUGGAUUGACUGGUGACGCAGUAAUCCUGAAAGGACGUAUAAAACUCUCGCUAAUAGUUGGGGAAUCAGGUCUCCAGGCCAUUGCAAUGGCGGAUUUCCUUAUCAUUGAUAGUCCCUCCGCAUAUAACGUCAUCAUGGGGAGACUUUCCAUGAACGACCUAGACCUAGUUGUCCCAACCAAGGCCUUGGCCAUCAAGUUCCCAACCCCCAAUGGGACCGGAUGUGUGAGGGGCGAGUAUCGGGGAGUCAGCCAUGACCUGGACCCGCGCGACGUGGAUUACAACCGAGCUGCCAGCCUGACAGACGAACUAGAAGAUGUUGCAAUCAGUAGCCAUGAUGAUGAAAGGCGCCUCCAGAUGGGCAAAUGUCUCUCCCUCGAGGUAAAAUCCCAGCUAAUUGAUUUCCUUAAAGCGAAUUUGGAUGUGUUCGCAGGGAACCACGAAGACAUGGUGGGAAUAGACCCAAACAUAAUGCAACAUCGACUCAAUAUCAAUCCUAACUAUAAGCUGGUUCGUCAGAAGAGAAGACUAAUGACGACUGAACGGUAUAUGGCCCUGAAAGAGGAGGUAGACAAGGUUCUGGCCAGCGGAUUUAUCAGCGAAGCUCAUUACCCGACCUGGGUGGCGAACCCAGUCCUGGUGAAGAAGAAGAAUGGGAAAUGGAGGACUUGCAUCGACUUCACGAACCCAAAAGACAGUUUCUCUCUGCCUAGAAUUGACCAGCUCGUAGAUGCAACGUAUGGCCACCAGCUUCUGAGCUUCAUGGAUGCCUAUUUGGGGUACAAUCAGAUCCCUAUGAACCCCGACGAGGAAGAGCAUACAUCGUUUAUGACGGAUCGGGGAUUAUAG